This is a messenger RNA of Lodderomyces parapsilosis, 1527 nucleotides long. Its product is annotated as ribosome biosynthesis protein. NCBI's taxonomy places the organism in Eukaryota, Fungi, Ascomycota, Pichiomycetes, Serinales, Debaryomycetaceae. The transcript has a single exon. Gene Ontology annotation, molecular function: protein binding. The record is from RefSeq and is a predicted model, not a curated record. Bases 1 to 1527 code for a protein of 508 amino acids.
AUGUCAAAAAGAGCGGCUGAUGAGAACCUCAAUGGUUCAAACAACGCAAGUUCACUCAAAGCAUCCGAAAAUGCGCUUCCUGUCUCCGUGCAAAAUGAUGCAUCAGUCGAUGAUAUGGACGUUGGAGAAUUUGAAGACCCAUACGGAGACGAUUUUGAGAGCGACGAGGAAAUCAUCGAACUAGAUGAACAAGAAGAUGAAGAAAUGGAUGAAGAAACUGCAAAUAAGAAAAUUGAAGAGCUUGAAAAAAAAGAGCAAGAACAGCAACAAGAGCCAGAAUCAGAGAUUUAUUUACCUCACAAGUCAAAACCUUUGGGUCCUGAUGAAGUCUUGGAAGCAGACCCUACUGUUUAUGAGAUGUUGCAUAAUGUCAACUUGCCAUGGCCAUGUUUAACCGUGGACAUAUUGCCAGACAAUUUGGGGAACGAAAGACGUACAUACCCAGCCACUGUAUACUUGGCAACAGCCACUCAAGCAGCUAAAGCUAAGGAUAAUGAACUAAUAGCCAUGAAAGCGUCAAGCUUGGUAAAAACGUUGGUGAAAGACGACAACGAAGAUGACGAAGAUGACGAUGAAGAUGACGAUAUGGACUCUGACCCUAUUUUAGACACCGAUACAACCCCUUUGAAACACACAACCAAUAGAAUCAGAGUCAACCCACACUCACAACAAACAGGGGAAUAUCUCACGGCAACAAUGUCGGAAAAUGGUGACGUGUACAUUUUUGAUUUGGCAUCUCAAUUCAAGGCAUUUGACACCCCUGGAUUUGUCAUUCCUAAAUCGUCCAAGAGACCAAUCCACACUAUCCGUGCUCAUGGAAAUGUAGAAGGAUAUGGAUUGGACUGGUCUCCAUUGAUUAGUACUGGAGCUUUAUUAACGGGGGAUGUCAGUGGAAGAGUACAUUUGACAACAAGAACGUCAUCAAGUUGGGUCACAGACAAAACUCCAUUCUUUUCUUCCCAAUCAUCGAUAGAAGAUAUACAAUGGUCAACUGGUGAGAACACUGUUUUCUCAACUGCGGGAUGCGAUGGGUAUGUGAGAAUUUGGGAUACUAGAUCUAAAAAGCACAAGCCUGCAUUAUCUGUAAAAGCUUCAGAUUCCGACAUCAAUGUCAUUUCAUGGUGUUCCAAGAUUAACCACUUGCUAGCGUCCGGGCACGAUGAUGGUACUUGGAGCGUUUGGGAUUUGAGGAAUUUCACGCAACCAAACCCUUCACCAGUGGCAAACUACGAUUUCCAUAAAUCCCCCAUCACUUCGAUUUCUUUCAACCCCUUGGAUGAGUCAAUCAUUGCUGUUAGUUCCGAGGACAACACUGUUACUUUGUGGGACUUGGCAGUGGAAGCAGAUGAUGAAGAAAUCUCACAACAGAGAAGAGAGCUCAAAGAGUUGCACGAUAUACCACCUCAGUUGUUGUUUGUACAUUGGCAAAAGGAUGUAAAAGAUGUUAGGUGGCACCAACAAAUUCCUGGUUGCUUGGUUUCAACCGGAGGUGAAGGACUAAACAUUUGGAAAACCAUAUCUGUUUAG